UGAAGUGGCUUGAUAGAUUAUUYAGCGGGCCUAAAAAUUACAUUUUAGAAUCUAAUGCAUUUGAAAGUAUCUGAUUUACAGACURCUUUUGGGUGAAGGAGCUGUACUGUWGUUUUCCUCAUUAAUUAUUUAUGAUUUGAUAAUCAUCUCCAAGCUUCUUUUUUGGAAUUACCGAUAGAGGAUUCAGCUGGCCGACAGGUAUUCUUCCCGGUUGUCGUGGCGGCUUUUGUGGUCACAGGAACCAAAACGACGUAUUCAGGGAGUUAUCGUCCACUUCGACUAUCAGAAAAACCUGCUAGUUUAGACCCAGACACUAUGAAUGCAGAGAGACUACUUGGGCAAAUUGCCAUAGUUUGGGCUUUCAUGUCCGUUGUAAUCAGAAGUGAACAAGAAGAUUUUGCUUCGCCUCCUCGAAACAUAACAGCAUCUGCAACAAGUAAAGGCGCUGAAUCCCGUAUUACCUUGAAAUGGUCCGAACCAAAACGCAUUAAUGGAACGAUAACUGGGUACACGAUAGUGUACGGCAGGACCAAUGGACUAUACGGAAACAAAAGUCUUUAUGUUACCUCCUCAGCAAGAAGUGUUACCAUUGAUAAGAUCCGACCAUACCAAUAUUACAGCGUUUACUUAAGAUCGACGACUGAUCUCGGCGAAGGAAAGUGGAGCUCUGCCAUUGACAUUAWGACUCCAGCUGGGCAUCCUGUUGGUCCAUGUAAGACCACUAGGGUAUUUUCACCAAGUUCAACAAGCAUCUAUAUUGAAUGGCAACCCUUAGAUCCUGAACUGCGUAACGGGAUUCUAUUAGGCUAUGAAGUCUUCUACGUAGAUGCCACCUCUAGCCUUCAAAGUUACCAAAAAGAGACCGUCUCUGUAGACACAACAAACUUUACGAUUACAGGGCUCAAACCGUACUCUCUGUACAUUGUUGGCACUAUAGGAUUUACAAAAUUAGGGUUUUUUUUCACGCCAAAAGACGUUAUGGAGGCACCAAGAGUACGAACACUAGAAGGGGCACCAAGUAGUCCACCACCAAACCUGACAGCAGCAUUUGUUUGUAAUCGAUACGAGUUAAGAGCGAUGUGGGAUCCUCUUUAUGCCGAGAACAUCAAUGGUAAACUKUUAGGAUACAGGGUAUUGCUUUACCAGGGAAAACUGCUCUACRUGAACUUCACAACGACAACGACRAGUAAUACAAUWACACURGACGAGUGYAAGAACUACACCGUUAAGGUUGCWGCUUACACUUYACCUGGAGAUGGACCAUUUUCUGCUGAUAACGUGACUAGCAUAUGUCCAUGUGGUGCUCCUGAACCAUUCUACAAARGUCGCUCCAUYGUUACAAAAGAAGGCAAUGCGACAAGGUUACUAUGUGAAUACCAAGGACGACCUGAGCCCACGAUAUACUGGUUGCGUCAUGGACAGCGACUUWACGAUGAAAAUAAAAGUGUAGARAGAUUUAMGACACAGUUAGCGAAUGGWACAUGGUACAURUCCUAUACUGAAAACCAAGAUAGCGGUUURUACACGUGUGUAUUGAACAACACUUAUGGUGUAGCAACAACUGAUGUGUCACUUACAGUAUCUAAAGAUGUCGCUGUAAUCAAGCUCCAGAUAAAAGUUUCUAAUAAAGAAUAUCAAGAAGAACUGGAAGACAUAACAUCCAAGAUGUCCAGAGAGUUCAUUCUCAAGAUUGAAAGAGCUAUCUUCAAAGUAUUCAAGAAAGAAAAAGAUGUGUUUGUCAGGGUAACCAAGUUCAGAAAUGGUAGUGUGAUAGCCGACUUGAAAAUUUCCAUGGCAAUUGAUGAUCCAGGUUGGAAAUCGUCUGCCCUACAGUCCAUAAAAGAAACCCUCAUUCGUUCGCUAUCGGCAGGCAAGAUGACUGUUGAUGAUAUCUCUAUUGAUAACAUMAUUUUCAAAGAGUCACCGCCUCCUCCCCAAAACGCCAAAGCAAACGUAAUAAACCCAACAGAUAUUCACCUGACAUGGGAUUACCCACAAGACUACGAAGCAUACGCCAUCACUGGGUACAGAAUAUUACACAAGAAAACUGGUAGGAAGGAAUGGAUUAUGGGUAAGAUGCUAUCAGCCAAUCAGAACAUKGGGAAAAUUGAAGAUCUUCACUCUAGCACAAAAUAUGAAAUUAUGGUUGCUGCUUACAAUGAAURUGGACAAAAAGAAAGUAAUAUAAUAACAGCUGAGACAACAGCUGACAUGACAGCAGYCAUAGCCCUUGGUGUCAUCAUUCCAAUUAUUCUAAUUCUGAUUCUGAUUGGUUUGUGGUUUUGGUGGAGGAAACAGGGACUUCAAAAACGAAAAAUCGAAGAGCAGCUUGCCAUGGAGCAGAGAAAGAGAGAAGAGUUAGAAAAGCAGAAUGCAGCAUUGAUAAGUUUAGAUGCCUUACUUGGAGUUGGUGGUGAAGACAUCGAGAAACACUGGAAGGAAAUUGCUAGAGAAUGUAUAGAGUUCAUMGGAGAACUUGGCUCYGGAGCUUUUGGAGAAGUCAAGAAAGGAAAGCUCAUUGAUGGAGAAGAAAUCACGAUGUGUGCAGUGAAAAUGCUCAAGGCACAAGCCACAGAAGUAGAACUGAGAGACUUGGUUAACGAGCUCAACAUUAUGGCCAACGUUGGCGAACAUCCACACGUUGUAAGCUUGCUUGGAGCUUGUACGGUUAAUGGUCCUUUGUGGCUGGUUGUCAAGUUCGCUGAGAAUGGCUCUCUUAUCGAGUAUCUUCACUCUCAUCGUCCAGAAAAGAUCCACCGUUACGAGAAUAUUGCUAAGAAUACAGACAGCACAGGAAACAAGACACAAGAAAACGGACUAUCUCUCUUUGAGAAAGUUAAGCUAGCUUAUGGCAUUGCAAAAGGAAUGAACCAUUUAGUUACAAUGAAGUGUGUGCAUAGAGAUCUGGCAGCGCGCAAUGUCUUACUGGGUAAGAACAACAUACCAAUGGUGUCUGACUUUGGGUUGUCACGUGAUGUCUACGAAAGCGGUCAAUAUGAAAAGACAACAGGGGGUAAACUACCUGUCAAAUGGAUGGCAAUCGAAUCUUUGGAAGACUAUGUGUAUACAGUACAAAGUGACAUUUGGUCAUAUGGUGUUGUYUUGUGGGAAGUUGAGACUUUGGGUCACAUUCCCUACCCGGGUUUGAAUGGGCAUGAAGUGUUGAACAAGCUUAAAAAUGGAUAUCGACUGGAGAAACCAGAUGACUGCACCGAAGAAGUAUACSAGAUCAUGCUAGAGUGUUGGCAAGAGAAUCCUGACAAACGUCCAAGAUUCAGCGAGUUAGUGACAAAAGUCUCGACGAUGUUGGAGGAAUGUCCUGAGUACAAKGAAAUCCUGUCACAGGAGAAAAUCGAACCCUCUGAGGGCGAAAUUAAAAUCGACAAUUUAUUUUGGAGSGAAGAGAAAAAAGAAAGCAAAAAUAACUACUAUGAAGACCCUGAGCUGGUGAUUAAUUUAAACGAGGAGAGCAACAAGUUGUUGGACAGCUAUUAAAAACCUGCCUGUAGUUUUUCUUGAAAAGCUUUUAAUGUAUGAGUGUUUAUUACAGCUAGAUGGGUCAUGGUUCAAUCAGAGAAUGAAACAAGGCGAACACUUUGCAUACUUGCAGCUAUUUCAAAAACGUUUGGUGAAGCUUUUGUUGCAUGCGCAUUUUGCAUCUUGUAUGUUCCCGUGCAUAUUAAGCUUGAAAUGUGUUAUAUAUCUGUAAAUAAUUUCAGCACAGAAGAAAUUAUGCCGGACAAACGCGCACACAAGUUUCGGAAAAUUUCGUAUCAUUUUGACCUUCUGCUUAUUGAAUUCACAUCGUGCAGUUUGGUUUUGGCAUGAAACAUGCAACAAAAUCUUUACAAACCUAUUUCGUUGUCGUUGAUAGAAAGUCAUAUUGUUUGUACAAGGACAAAAAAAAAAAAAUCUCUAUAAAACAACAGAGCGGUAUCUCAGAAAAAAAACAAAAAAGUUGGAGUGACUGGUGUUUCUUCAAGUAUUAUUAUUUUCGUUGAUCGUCGUUAAUAGACGUCCAUUAGUAUCGGUGCUUCGAAGCGUGCCCAUUUUUGAAUGAUCUAUCGCAUACUUAACUAUCUAUCUACUUUGUAGACAUUAGGUUAUAUUAAUUUCUUAUCAUWUUUCGAUAAUCACUUACAUAUGAAUAGAAAAUUGCGCGCGCUUCGUUCGUCGAUGUGUGUUCGUCGAUGCGUGUUCGCGCUUUCAAAAUACGAAAUAAAUAUAAAUUUUAGAACUAAA
This is a messenger RNA of Actinia tenebrosa (Australian red waratah sea anemone), 4242 nucleotides long. Its product is annotated as proto-oncogene tyrosine-protein kinase receptor Ret. Gene Ontology annotation, molecular function: protein binding; transmembrane receptor protein tyrosine kinase activity; ATP binding. NCBI's taxonomy places the organism in Eukaryota, Metazoa, Cnidaria, Anthozoa, Actiniaria, Actiniidae. The record is from RefSeq and is a predicted model, not a curated record. Gene Ontology annotation, biological process: positive regulation of kinase activity; protein phosphorylation; cell surface receptor protein tyrosine kinase signaling pathway. Gene Ontology annotation, cellular component: signaling receptor complex; plasma membrane.